Messenger RNA from Jaculus jaculus (lesser Egyptian jerboa), 1211 nucleotides. RefSeq names its product serine hydrolase like 2 (gene Serhl2). The transcript is spliced from 12 exons. Lineage: Eukaryota; Metazoa; Chordata; Mammalia; Rodentia; Dipodidae. The record is from RefSeq and is a predicted model, not a curated record. The coding region runs from base 27 to 932 and encodes 301 amino acids.
AGCGCAGAGCGCCGUGGGACCGAGCGAUGGGUCUGCUUUCAGAGCUGAAGCUGGCCGUGCCCUGGGGCCACAUUGCUGCCAAAGCCUGGGGCUCCGCGCAGGGCCACCCGGUUCUCUGUCUGCACGGCUGGCAGGACAAUGCCAACUCCUUUGACAGACUCAUCCCUCUUCUCCCGCAAGACUUUCACUAUGUGGCCAUGGAUUUUGGGGGUCACGGGCUCUCGUCCCAUUACAGCCCAGGUUUCACAUACUACUUCCAAAACUUUGUGAGUGAGAUCCGAAGGGUGGUAGCAGCCUUGAAGUGGACUCAGUUCUCUGUGAUUGGCCACAGCUUUGGUGGCAUUGUGGGUGGCACAUUUUCCUGCAUGUUCCCCGAGAUGGUGGACAAGCUCGUCUUGCUGGACUCAAUACCAUUCAUCUUGGAUUGUAACGAAAUGGAGAAUAUACUAACCUACAAGCGGAGAGCCAUAGAGCGCCUGCUGCAGGCGGAGGACUCCCAGAAGCCGGCGAGCGUGCUCAGCCCAGAGGAGAUGCUGCAGGGGUUCCUGAAGAACAAUUUUCAUGUGAGUGAGGAGUGUGGGAAACUCCUCCUGCAGAGAGGAACCACCAAGGUGGGUACAGGUCUGGUGCUGAACAAAGACCGGAGGAUCUCCUUGGCAGAAAACACUGUUGACUUCAUCAGCAAGGAGCUAUUCGUGCACUCUGUCAGAUGCCUGCAAGCCCGUGUGCUGCUGAUCAAAGCAACACAAGGAUUCUAUGAGGUGAGAAGAAAACAUGAUGACAAAAAGGAGUCCCUGCUCUUCGUGAAGGACACGUUGAGCUCUGUCCUAAAAGAGAGGUUCCAGUAUGUGCAAAUCCCCGGCAGUCGCUGCGUGCAUAUGAAUGAGCCCCACCUUGUGGCUGGCAUCACCAGCUGCUUCCUGCAGAGCUAACAGGAUCCCAGAGCUACGGCUUCAGAGACCUUGUGCUUCCAGCUCCACUCGCCUUCCGAGCGCCCCAGCCCUGCCAGGCACAUUUCUGGUGGUCUUGAACACAAGGUGGGCAGCAGAGGAUCCUGAGGCGGAGCUGCUGACUCUUACAUCUGUGACUUCAAGAGAACCGUGUCUAGACCCGGGGGCUGUUUGGUAGCUAGUGAGCUGCUGGUGGUUGAAGCAGCAGGGGGGGAAUAAAAGCUAACUUCCUCACUGCUCUUCAGGCCGUUUCACUGCCAA